This is a messenger RNA of Dermacentor andersoni, 2284 nucleotides long. NCBI's taxonomy places the organism in Eukaryota, Metazoa, Arthropoda, Arachnida, Ixodida, Ixodidae. The record is from RefSeq and is a predicted model, not a curated record.
GCGGUGUGCAUGGUCCGCCGGUACGGCAGAUGAACCAUGACCGGUAAAUUUUGACUGCAUGAUUAGCUUGCCUUCACGCUUCGAACACGCUGUGCUUUGUCAUACUAACCUAACCUCAUAGUAUAACCGUUAACGGCUAUUAGCGAUCUUGCGAUCAGGGCGGAAAUUUAGUGCAGAAUGAAUAUGGAAAUUUUGGGAAGGAUAGGGUUUAAGCCGGACAAGGAUAAAAUGGGGCUUUGUUUCUUCGUGGUUUGAUUACGUACAGAAAAGCAAUUCGCCUAGUGCUGCAAUUAGAUUUUUCCGCUAAUUUUCGCAAAUUAUCUGUUUUCAGGCAACCCCAAAAGGCGCCAAGUUCUCAGCUGCAUAUUCUUUUGCAAAUCGAAAAUGGCCGUUGUCGACGUACGCCUCCCCAAUGGCCCACUGUACCAGGAUAUGGACGGCGUAAUACGGCUAAGCCGAAACUUCACAGUGGAAACACUGCGUUCCGCCCUCACUUACGAGCCACAGCCAGACGACAAGUUUGUCGUCACGUAUCCAAAGUGCGGAACAACGUGGACACAACACAUUGGCUUCUUGAUCUUCAACAAAGGCGUCCCCCCUUCCAGUGGCCUGGAGUUCUUCAACAGAAGCCCCUUUAUCGAGAUGCUCGGCGCGGACAGUGUGCGGGACAUGACACGUCCCGGAGUGAUCAAGACGCACCUUCCUUACCACCUCAUGCCCAUGCACCCACAGGCCAAGUACCUCUACGUAUGCCGCAAUCCUAAGGACGCUUGCGUGUCCUUUUUCUACCACACACGGGGUUUCACCGGAUACGAGUUCGCCAACGGCAAGUUCGACGACUUCUUCGAGAUCUUCGUCUCCGGCGAGACCGACUACGGGGACUACUUUGACCACGUCCUGCGUUGGUACGAGCACCGCAACGAUCCGAACGUCCUCUUCCUGCACUACGAAGACAUGAAGGCCCAGCCGCGAGAGAGCGUGCUCAAGAUUGCCGAGUUCUUCGACCAAAGCUAUCACAAGUUGCUGCUGGACAACGAGGACGUCCUCCAGAACGUGAUCAAAUACAGUGACGUCGAAUCCAUGAAGGACUACGCCUCGCGGAACUUCACCAAGUUCUUCACAAAGCAAAUAGAAGGAGAAGCGCCCGAAGGCCUCAGAGUCUUCCACGAAGCUUCGCAGAAGAAUUCUUCCACUGCUAGCUUCAUUCGUAAGGGCAUCGUCGGAGACUGGAAGAAUCAUUUCUCGCCUGAACAGAACGCCAGGUUGGAGAACAAGAUUCUGGAGCUGCUACGCGAUACUGACUUGAUGGACACCUGGCGAAAGCACGGUGUUAUGUAGCACUUUCACGAAACCAUCGAGACAGCUUCCAUAAAGUGUUGUGGCAUUGCAAACAGCUUGACGCUCAGCGGAGCCGCCUGUGGGUUUUGCCAAGUCUCUGCGGGAGCCUUACUGAACCAGAGUCCGUUUUCUUCGAGGACGAGAUAUACCCCGUUAUGUGGCAGAGGAUUAUAACACGACUACUAUCACCGUAAUUCAAAGCCUACUGCGCGAUGAAUAGUAUUUCUUUAAGUUAUCGUGAGGUGGCCGGCUGCACCGUUAAACGCCGUACCAUUCUCCUUGCAUAAUUGGUGGAUGUGUGCUGUCAGAAAAUUGUGUAAUAAUUUCGGUGAGAUUAACUAGGAACGCUACUGAUGGCAUCAACUCACAUAACGCUUUUGUUGUUGCAGAAAUGUGUGCCGAUAGCCAAUCUUUCACUGCUUCAUACUCGGUUUUUUGAGUAUAACAGUAUUCCGUGAAGCAAAAACAAUUUCGUGCAAACACUUCUCCUUAUGUGUUCGACAGGAAGCACACCCAUCAGAGUAUCCAAUUCGUUCACAUAUAACCAAAUAGUUGCAUCGAUAACUAUCAUGUAAAUCAGAGUGAAUUCCCGAGCGAUGCUAGCAAUAUGCGUUAGCAUACACCGAUGCGCGGCCCUGCAAAGUCCGGUGUGGAUGCAUUUGUGCUGCAGCGAGCGAGUGUACUAAACCUUGUGCGAACGCACAGCAUAGUGUGUAUCACGCUAUGCUGUAAAGCACCUUUACUUAAUGGCCUACAUGAAUGCAUUUAUUACUGCAUUAAAUGUAUUUGCAUAUCAACACCGGUCUAGUGCUGGUGUCAUUUUUCUACCAUCGCAAAUUGCAAUUCUUGUUUUCCAUGCGAUUCUCGUGUGGUUCAACUAAUAUGUUGAUCUUGUUCUUCAGUGUGCGGCGUGCUCUUAUAGUAAACAAGUGUGCUAAAGCCAGUA